This is a messenger RNA of Acanthosepion pharaonis, 816 nucleotides long. The record is from the annotation of a GenBank genome assembly. Lineage: Eukaryota; Metazoa; Mollusca; Cephalopoda; Sepiida; Sepiidae.
AUGCCUGCCCAAAUAGUGGGAGGGAUGAAGGAGCAACAAAUUCCACAUUCUUUUCUCUUUCACUUAAACCUUCUUUCACACAUUUCUUCUACUUACCCGUUUCUUUCUUUCUUUCUUUCUUUCUUUCUUUCUUUCUUUCUUUCCUGUCUUUAUUUUACUCAUUUCAAUAGAUUUGCUUUCUUCUUUCUUUUUUCUUUGUCUUUAUUUUUCCCAUUUCAAUAUAUCUUCUUUCUUUCUUUCUUUCUUUCUUUCUUUCUUUCUUUCUUUAUAUUACCCGCUAUGAUUGACUGUUUGUCUUUCUUUCUUUCUUUCUUUCUUUCUUUCUUUCUUGUCUUUUCUUUACUCAUUUCAAUAGAUUUGCUUUCUUCUUUCUUUUUUCUUUGUCAUUAUUUUUCUCAUUUUAAUAUAUCUUCUUUCUUUCUUUCUUUCUUUCUUUCUUUCUUUCUUUCUUUCUUUCUUUCUUUCUUUAUUUUUCUCAUUUCAAUGUAUCUUCUUUCUUUCUUUCUUUCUUUCUUUCUUUGCUGCUUUCUUUCUUUUUUCUUUCAUGAUUUCUUCCAUUACUCGUUUCUUUCUUACUUUCUUCCUUUACUCUCUUCUUUUGUCUUUUUUAACCGUUUCUUUCUAUCAUUGCGCCUUUCUUUCUUUCUUUCUUUCUUUCUUUCUUUCUUUCUUUACUUUUUACUUUUUACUCUUCAGUUCGUAACACUUUCAUUUUUCUUCUAUCUCCUUCCUUCAACUACACCUUCCCAUUCAUUUCCUUUAUUCCCUUCCUCUCUUUUCUCUUUGCCUCUAAACCCCACUGUCUGCCCACAUUGA